AUGCCUAUAACUAGAGUUGGCCUAAACUCUUCUUUCGAGCUGCAACAGAUAGCAGAUACCCUGGCUAAAUCUCGAAAAGUUGUUGUCUUGACAGGAGCAGGGAUAAGUACUAAUUGUGGUAUACCAGACUUCCGCUCAGAGGAUGGCUUAUACUCUCUAAUACAAGCUCAAUUUGAUUCUGCCAUGAAAAAUUCAUCGCCAAAUGAACUCAAAACCCCACGUACUGAAGAUCGACCCAGAAAAAAAAGAAGACAAUGGUAUUACGAAGUUGUAGCACCUGAUGGGAUAAUUCCAAACUCUCUAAAGCUCAAAGGUCGUGAUCUUUUCGAUGCCAUGAUAUGGUUGGACCCUUUCAAAACGUCGAUAUUCUACAUGUUUAUUUCUAGCUUCCGAGAAAGAAUAAAAUCAAUCAAAUCAACUUCGGAAACACAUCAUUUUCUCAGGCAACUUCGUGACAGUGGUCGCCUUGUUCGUACUUAUACACAAAAUAUUGAUUGUCUGGAAGAAAAAGAAGGCCUCUCUACGGAUCUCAAUUUAGGACCCGGAAAUCGGGCAAGAUUCAGCUCAAGAAAAAAGCAAUCAAUUCCUAAUGAAAACUUUUCUCGAGGUUCAGAUCAUUUCAGAGGAGUUGAAACUGUUCUACUACAUGGCUCUCUAAGUGCCCUUCGAUGUGGACUUUGUUCUCAGCUCUGUAAUUGGGACGAGGAUGGCCGAAGUGCUAUAAUAUCUAUCGGCUCUGCUCCGGACUGCCCCCAUUGUAUAGCUAACAGCUCAAAGAGAAAAGACACCGGACGACGGGCCCUCACAGUCGGGCGUCUAAGGCCCGACAUAGUUCUUUAUGGGGAAGAGCAUCCAAAUUCAUCUUUAAUAUCUCCCCUCGUCACACACGACCUAAAACUAUGCCCGGACAUUCUUUUAGUCAUGGGAACUAGUCUCAGGGUUCAUGGGCUCAAGGUCAUUGUCAAGGAAUUCGCUAAGGCAGUGCAUAGUAAGGGAGGUAAAGUUGUAUUUGUCAACAAGACAGGGCCACCCGAGAGUAUUUGGGCUAAUAUUAUCGACUACUGGGUCGAUUGGGACUGUGAUGAGUGGGUACUAGAUCUAAAGGAAAGGAAAAGUGAUAUCUGGCCGUCGCAAAGGGCAGCGAAUAAUGAUAAACUAAAUAAAUAUACGGAAAAUUUUUCCCAGCCGGAUACGAACGCGCAAAGCCCGACUGAAACAUUAGAAGAUAGGAAUAAUGGUGCCUAUUUCUCAUCUAAAAUAUUAGACUGUCUUGCGAGAGAAACUCUCGAUAUGCAAAAUUCCACCGGAAUAAAGUAUAAGAGACGAUCCUUUAAUUCGUAUACAAAUAAAUAUGUUGCUUUUACUGAGCAGGAGAAAUUCUUAUGCCUACCGAAAGAUGCCUGGUCCGACACGCCCAAAGAAUCAUUAGAGCUUUUUAUUCGGGACAGCGAGAAUGGACUAAAACGAAAGGCGCAGCCAGACACAUACGACUGUCGAAAGUCUAUUAAAUUAUAUUUGUUAAAUAAUUGGCGUAAAUUUUUUUCAGAGGCUAUCGUCGCAGAUGCAAGUUUUCUACGACCACCAAUAGUCACAGUUCCUCCACUAUUCCGUCAACCUGUCUCAGACCUUCUUGCAAACUAUCAUUACUAUAUACCUUCUUUCCUACAACAAAUCACCGCUUCAUAUGGGUAUUCCAGUAUACCAAUGCGAAAUCCGACAUUACUCGCCCGGGAAAUACUACGCCAAUACACGCCCCGCACUAGAAAGAAUUCUAAAUUAUCUACUUCUAGACAAGGAAAACUCAUAAAAAGAAAGACGAUCGUGUCAUCUGAUGUUGAGAAUGUAUUCGGUUUUAAUAAACCUAACAUAAUAUCACUCGAUGUUUGUGACUCCUUGAUAAUUCACAGCAUUUCCAGGAAUAAUAUUCAAAAUGAUGACACAAAUCUUGCGAUAAAUAAUUGA
This is a messenger RNA of Blumeria graminis f. sp. triticale, 1962 nucleotides long. Lineage: Eukaryota; Fungi; Ascomycota; Leotiomycetes; Helotiales; Erysiphaceae. The record is from the annotation of a GenBank genome assembly.